Oryzias melastigma (Indian medaka) is the source of this 1275-nucleotide messenger RNA. RefSeq names its product IMP U3 small nucleolar ribonucleoprotein 3 (gene imp3). Gene Ontology annotation, molecular function: snoRNA binding; structural constituent of ribosome; rRNA binding. Bases 106 to 657 code for a protein of 183 amino acids. The record is from RefSeq and is a predicted model, not a curated record. Gene Ontology annotation, biological process: rRNA processing. Gene Ontology annotation, cellular component: small ribosomal subunit; Mpp10 complex; small-subunit processome. The transcript is spliced from 7 exons. NCBI's taxonomy places the organism in Eukaryota, Metazoa, Chordata, Actinopteri, Beloniformes, Adrianichthyidae.
GAAGAAGAACCAUAGACAGUGAAUGCGCAUGCGCAUUUCUUGUUUUCCCCGGCGGCACGCGGGGUUCAGAGCGUGUUAGUUCGGUGGGUCAUCAACGUGGUCAGGAUGGUCCGUAAACUGAAAUUCCACGAGGAGAAGCUCCUGAAGAAGGUGGACUUCAUCAACUGGGAGGUGGACAACAACCUGCACGAGGUGAAGGUUCUGCGGCGGUUCCGCAUCGAGAAGAGAGAGGAUUACACCAAGUACAACAAGCUGAGUCGAAACAUCAGAGAUCUGGCGCAGAAAAUCCGGGACUUGGAUGAGAAGGAUGGUUUCAGGGCCCAGAGCUCCCACCGGCUGCUGGAGAAACUGUACAGCGUCGGCCUCAUCCCCACCAGACAGAACCUGUCCCUGACGGAGAAGGUCACGGCCUCGUCUUUCUGCAGGAGGAGGCUGCCCUCCAUCAUGCUGAACCUGCGGAUGGCUCAGAACCUGAAGACGGCCAUUACCUUCAUCGAGCAGGGACACGUGCGCGUGGGGCCAGACGUCGUCACAGACCCCGCCUUCCUGGUUACAAGAAACAUGGAGGAUUUUGUCACAUGGGUGGACUCCUCCAAGAUCAGGCAGCACGUCAUGAACUACAACGAUGAGAGGGACGACUUUGACAUGACGGCGUGAGCGUGGACGACAGGAGGAACGUCUGCUCCGAUCCAUGCAGAAGACUGGACUUCCCCUGUCCUCUCAGAGAAGCUGGUCGUGCUUUUGGUGUUUGCUGCGUUCCCGUGAGCUGACAGCUCAUCACUUAUUUCCACACAAGUUGUAAAGUUCAGAAAAAUUGUUCCUCUGACAUUUCUAAGGGAAGAUUCCCAAAUUCACCACCUCCUCUGAGGCCACGCUGGCUUCAGGUCAUUGUUGGGAGCUUCACUCAGAAACUGACCUCAUUGAGACGUUUGUUUCUGUGGAGGAACAAUCGCUGACUCCGCCCACCAGCGCGCUGUGGAGUUUGCUGCAUUUCUGCUUCAGCUGGACGGAUGCAGAGGUUUAAACAGCAGCAGGACCGUCCUCCUGGCAGAAGGUUCUGGACCAAAUGUCAGAUUUUCAGCUCUGUCCUGAAAACUUCACUAUUCAGCCCAAGUUUUCCAUAUCAUGGCUAUUUAUUUUGUUCAAUGUUUCUGUGAAACCGUGUUUAUUUUUAUGAACAUGAUUUUAUAACUGCUCAGUUUUGUCUGUUUUCCUGAUUUAUCAGUUUUGUUUCCUCUUAAAGUAAAUGUGUCUCACAAUAAACAGUUCAAUCCA